Molecule: messenger RNA, 570 nt
Organism: Lactuca saligna
Lineage: Eukaryota; Viridiplantae; Streptophyta; Magnoliopsida; Asterales; Asteraceae
Source: the annotation of a GenBank genome assembly
AUGGGAUACAAAUUUGAAGAAAACACUGAACCAAACCUUUCAAGAAAUGGGAAAGCUUGCCUUCCUACGCCAUGGCACUUUCUCAGUUUCUUCUUUACUCGGUGUCUUUACGGAUCAGUUGAUGGACACAUUUGCAGUAAAAUAGAUCUUUUGAUUGUCAUGUAUGGGCUUUUCUAUGAUAUCAAUGUUGACUACGCGUAUAUUCUUUGGGAAGACUUCCUUACCUUUUUCCCUGAAUUAAAGAAUAAGUUUUUGAUUCAUCAUCCUCGCUGGUGGUCUAUCAUUAUUCAUGAUGUCAUCAAUAAUAGAAAUCUUACACUAGAGAAGACUCCAAAGGCCCACUACCACUGUACUUGUGAACUACUUUGUCUCCGAAAAAAGAAGAGGAAGCACUCAGAUCAUGCAUCUAAGAAGUCGGCAAAGAAGAAAAAGAGAUUAAACUCAGAUCAACCACCUUCUAUCCCAUCUCCAAUCAUCUCUAAUGAUAAUCUUGGAGUAGAUUUAGAUGAACCCACAUCUCCUCCUAAAUUUGCUCCAGUUUCAUCAGCAAGCUUUCAGUCGAUUCUAUAA